CACACCAAUAGAAAAUGCCAUGUGUUCAGGCUUCCUAUCUAUUGGCCCAAAGACUUUUCUAACCAGAAUCUUUGAUUUUUAUUCUCUCCCAAUUCAAUUUUUCUAAUAUACUUUUGGAAUUUGGUGAGAAAUCCAAACCAGAAAAAGAAAAGAGAAAUCGAAGUAUUUUUAAUGGCUGAUUCGAAAUCAAAUUCAUCACCAGGGAAAAAUGUGAAGGCGCCAAAUGUGUUUGAGAGGGCAAAGGAAGAGUUUGAGGCAGUUUUGCACAGUGGGAAACACAGGCAUGAGCAUCACAAGGAGACUCAUGGAUUGCGGGAAGAUAUUGAUUGCAACACUCCAACCGGUGAUGUGAAGGCUCCCAACGUGUUUGAGAGGGCGAAGGAGGAAAUCGAGGCCAUUGUGGAGGCUAUUCAUCCCAAGAAGGAUUCAAAGAGUCAUGAUUCGCGGGAAAUGAAUACUCCUACGAAGAGCUCUGCGAAAUCGGAGUUGCAUUCAGAAUGGAAGGAGAAUGCAGCGGGAAACGAGUCAGAGAAACAUCAUAAAGAGAAGCAUGGAAUGAGUGAUGAUAUUGAGGACGUUAGAGGUCCAAACGUGUUCGAACGAGCAAAAGAAGAAAUCGAAGCUCUUAUCGAGACCAUCCAUCCAAAGAAGGAUUCAGAUCGCCCCAAGUAAGACGCACCUAGAAACCAACAUAAUGGUUGUGGUUCUUCAAAUUUCACAAUACCCUAUGAAUGUUGUAUUCUUGUGCAGUUAGAUGAUUUGUGAUGUAUAUUAGAUGCUUUUGAAGAGCUAGAUGAGGAGUGAACUACUUCUCAACAACUUACUCAAUUUGGAGCAAGAAAGAUUUGAUUAGCCAACCAUUUAUUUAUACAUAUGUGGAUAAAAAUAUUCUGCAAGCUGCAUUUCUCAA
Molecule: messenger RNA, 910 nt
Organism: Salvia splendens (bonfire salvia)
Lineage: Eukaryota; Viridiplantae; Streptophyta; Magnoliopsida; Lamiales; Lamiaceae
Exons: 4
Coding region: 172-672 (166 amino acids)
Source: RefSeq, a predicted model, not a curated record